This is a messenger RNA of Emiliania huxleyi CCMP1516, 660 nucleotides long. RefSeq lists its product as hypothetical. The record is from RefSeq and is a predicted model, not a curated record. Gene Ontology annotation, biological process: cellular response to oxidative stress. Bases 1 to 660 code for a protein of 219 amino acids. The transcript has a single exon. NCBI's taxonomy places the organism in Eukaryota, Haptophyta, Isochrysidales, Noelaerhabdaceae. Gene Ontology annotation, molecular function: glutathione disulfide oxidoreductase activity. Gene Ontology annotation, cellular component: cytoplasm.
AUGGCAGUCGCCUUCUCUCUCACAAAGGCCUUUUUCGAAUGGUUCUCCGCCUCCGAUGGCGUCGCCGCGCUGCACAAGAAGCACAUCGAGGGCGACGUGGCCCUGCACAUGCUCAAGGGCACGCCGAUGGCGGCUGCUCCGGAUUCGCUCAAGCUCGAUUUCGCACGCAGCGGCGCCGGCCAAGCGGUCGCCAACUUCAUGAAGGCGGAGCAGCAGCACAUUGGCGGCUGGAAAGUGGAUCGCAUCGUCGAGGCGGCUGGUUCGGAGUUCAACGCGGUCUGCUGGCGGCAGCGGCUCCUCGAGGAGGUGGCCUCGUCGCAGGUUGUCCUCUUCUCGUUUGUCGACUGCCCGUGGUGCCUCCUCGCCAAGGAGCGGCUCGCCGCCAUCGAGGGGAAUGAGGCGUGGCUGCCGGCAGGCAGCGUGCGCACGAUUGAGCUUGAGGCGCGCGGGAGGGAUGGCAAGGCGCUGCGCGCGGCCAUAGCCGCCGCGACCGGGAGGACGUCCAUGCCCUCUGUCUGGGUCGGCGGGCGGUGCGUCGGCGGCUUCACCGACGGGGACAUGCCCUCGGGGGAGCCGGGGCUCUGCCUGGCCGCCUCACCCGGCUUUGAGGCGCUGGAGGCGAGCGGCCGCCUGCCGAGCCUGCUCGGCCACGAAACGUAG